CUAAAAUCACGAGCACGGAAACGGUGUUUACGUUCCGGUGGUGACUGUGAAUGUGUCAUUUAAAGUUCUCUUAAAACUGUAUAAAGUGUUGUAACGUCAGCGACAGCAAAGACACUAACUUGGCCUGAAGGAUGGCUCAGAAAGGUGGACAGCCCUUCCUCCUGUCCCUCUUCGUGUUUCUCUCCACGCUAUCAUCUCUGCAUGACUGUCACCCUCACCCUGCUCGAUACAUGAAUUCGAUGUUUGCAGCAAGGACCAUCUCCUAUCAUACUGCAGGGAAAGACAUAGCUGCAGAGGUAGCAGGCUACACUGAUGUGGCCAAACAGAUUAUUGAUUUGGCUGUGUCUGGCGCUGCCCAGAACCGCUCUUACAAACGGCUGACUGACUUCACCGACACCAUAGGGAACCGUGUCAGUGGCUCACCCAACCUGGAGAUGGCCAUCAAAUACAUGUACGGUGCUAUGACACAGGAUGGGUUGGAUGUACAUCUGGAGCCAGUCAAAAUCCCACACUGGGUGAGAGGGAAGGAAAGUGCAGAAAUGAUUUUGCCUAGGGCCAAAAGUCUGGCUAUAUUGGGACUGGGUAGCAGUGUGGGGACACCACCUGAAGGCAUCGAGGCAGAAGUGUUGGUUGUAAAGUCUUUUGAGGAACUGAAGUAUAGAGCCAGUGAGGCUGUAGGGAGGAUCGUGGUCUUUAACCAGCCAUUCAUCAGCUACGGGGAGACUGUGGCUUACCGUGCUUAUGGCGCCUCUCAGGCAGCCAGAGUGGGAGCUGUGGCCACACUCAUUCGAUCUAUUACGCCAUUUUCUAUUAACAGUCCCCAUACAGGUUGGCAGGACUACCAAGAUGGAGUGAGGUGCAUCCCUACAGCCUGUAUCACUGUUGAGGACGCUGAGCUGAUGUGGCGUAUGGCACAGAGGGGACAGAAGAUUGUGGUCAGACUUAUAAUGGGAGCAAAGACUCUGCCAGAUGCCGACUCCUUCAACACAGUGGCUGAGAUAAAAGGCUGGCAACACCCUGAGCAGGUCGUCUUGCUGAGUGGUCAUUUGGACAGUUGGGAUGUGGGCCAAGGCGCCAUGGAUGACGGAGGUGGAGCCAUGAUAUCCUGGGAGGUUCUGUCACUUAUCAAGGACUUAGGUUUACGUCCAAGGAGGACCCUACGAACAGUGCUGUGGACAGCUGAAGAGCAGGGUGGAGUUGGAGCACAGCAGUACUACAAUCUACACAAGGGAAACCUGUCCAACUUUGACCUGGUAAUGGAGUCUGACUUGGGAACAUUUAAUCCAGUGGCUCUUCAGUUUACUGGCAGUGAAGCAGCACGAAAGGUGAUGGAAGAAGUGGUGAAAUUAUUGGCUCCCAUUAAUACGACCAAGCUGGAAACAUAUGCAGAAGGGACAGACAUCUCACCAUGGAUGAAGGCAGGAAUACCAGGUGCCAGCCUCCAUGUGGCAGACAGUCGAUACUUUUGGUUCCACCACAGUGAAGGUGAUACCAUGACGGUUCAGGACCCUCAGGACAUGAACCUCUGCUCAGCACUGUGGGCCGUGGUUGCUUAUGUCGUGGCAGACCUGCAGGACAUGCUGCCCAGGUAGCCUGUUACCACACAGGAUGCUGAGCCUCCAGCGAACAUGAGGACUGGAUGAUCACCACGCCUGUACUGCUCAAGUCCAAAACAUGCAGUCAAAUUCAACUUUUUAUUAAAAGAAAAUCCAACAACCUUGA
Messenger RNA from Scatophagus argus, 1722 nucleotides. Its product is annotated as carboxypeptidase Q-like. The transcript is spliced from 11 exons. Bases 132 to 1592 code for a protein of 486 amino acids. The record is from RefSeq and is a predicted model, not a curated record. Gene Ontology annotation, biological process: proteolysis; peptide catabolic process. Gene Ontology annotation, molecular function: metallodipeptidase activity. NCBI's taxonomy places the organism in Eukaryota, Metazoa, Chordata, Actinopteri, Scatophagidae.